CGAUUAGUCUAGGAUUUCUAUAUUAAAACCUCUAACAAAGAUUGUAAGAUAAAAGUAUCAAAGAUAAGAGCAAAGUAAUCAAAUUGAUAGAGAAAGAGGUUGGAUUAAGUUAGUUGUUUUUCCUUAAUAUUUCCCUAAAUCUAAAAUAAUUUAUAGGAGAAUGUGAUUUUUUCCAGAAAAAUAAAUAAUUAACUUAAGAUAGUUAUUUUAUAUAGGAUAAAAACGAAGAUGUACAUAGAAGAAUAGUGAAGUUGCAAAUGAUGAAUUACUUGCAAAAGUAAGAUUGAAGUGGUGUAGAAAAUAAAAUUAGUAGAAUCAACUCUUAGAGGUGAGAGAGAUAAUUUAUAGUUUUCACAAAAUAUAAUGAAGUUAAGUUUGAUUUGAUCUGGUGGAGGGGACAAGGAUUUCUAAAAUAGAAAACUAAAGUGAAAAUUAAUUUAUUUGAAGUAUUGAUCUCAAGUCGAAAAAUAAAUACAGAAAGGCUUUGUUAUGUAUAUAUUUGAAAUAAAAUAGAAUGAACUUUUGUUGCAAUAAAAUACUGAAGGGAUUGCUAAAUGUAUUUUUACCAUGAUAAAUUUUUCUGAAACUUUGAAAAAUUCUUUAAAUUUAAACCAAUUUUUUUAGCAUUAUGGUUUAUUCAUGCUUAAAAUAUUAAAGUGGUAAUGA
Paramecium sonneborni is the source of this 666-nucleotide messenger RNA. The record is from the annotation of a GenBank genome assembly. NCBI's taxonomy places the organism in Eukaryota, Ciliophora, Oligohymenophorea, Peniculida, Parameciidae.